AUGAGUUGUAUAUCAGACUUGACACAAGAUUUUUAUGGAGAUGUCAGUGCAACCAAACCAUUCCCAUCUCUGAAAAAGUUGAGAAUCGAGAAGCUGCCUGAGUGGGAGAGAUGGCACGUACCAGAAGGUGAAGUCUUCAAUAGACUUGAAGAACUCAGUAUAAUUGGUUGUCCCAAACUGAUUGGAGAACUUCCCCGACAACUUGCAUCGCUGCAAAGCCUUAAGAUAUCUGGCUGCGGCAAUCUUGUGCGUCCCAAUGGUCAAUUGAGCAUCCUGAAUGGAGAGAAUCAACAAAAUUUUUCAUCUCUUCGUCAAUUGAAGAUUUCAGAGCUAGAAAAUUUGAAAGAGUUGCCCCUACAGUUCAACCAAUUAUCCAGGCUUGAGGAAUUGAAUAUUUCAGCGCUAAAAAAUUUGGAAGAGUUGCACCUACAGUCCAACCAAUUAUCCCGACUUAAGGAACUGACGAUUCGUGAUUGUGGGUCUCUCUCACCCUCGCACGUGAGUAGACCACCUGCCUCACUUAAAUCACUUCAGUACGACGGACGCUGCAAUUUGGAAUUGGAGAGUUCAAGCGGGGAGGGUGGUGGGGCCUUGGAGGACUUGACAUUACUAAAUUGUGACUCUGUCAAAGUCAAAGUCGAGUGGCUUGCCUCGUUUCCCAUGCUAAGAUAUGUUCAAAUUUUUAACUGCAGGAGUGUUGAGAUGCUCUCAGUUCCUACUGCACCUGCACUUGGGAUUGGGAAUCAGAGUGGCAUGACAACUACUACUACUACUACUACUAGUACUAGUAGUGUGAUGACGUCACUUCAAUCCUUGUACUUCUCGGGCUGCGAUGAUCUAAUAUUGUCUUUUCCAGCCUCCAGUCUAACGUCGCUUGGUAUCUACCAUUGCAAGAAGCUCACGUCGCUGCCGCAACGGAUGGAAUCCCUCCUUCCAUCUCUUCGAUCUCUGUGUCUAAGAAAUUGUCCAGAAAUUGAGUGCUUCCCGGAAGGGGGUUUGCCCUCCACCCUACAAUUUCUUCAAAUCGAAAAUUGCAAGAAGCUCAUGAGUCGCAGGACAGAGUGGGGUUUGGAGAAACUUCCCUUUCUCACGGGUUUGAGCAUUGAGAGUCCCUGUGAUGAAGUAGAGUCGUUUCCAGAGGAGGACUGGCUGUUGCCUUGCACGCUUCAAUCUCUCUCCUUGUCCUCCCUUGAGAAUCUAAAAGUGCUAAACUAUUCAGCUCUUCGACACCUCACCUCUCUUCAAACUCUACGCUUCACUGAUUGCCCUCGACUCCAGUCCCUACCGGAAGAGGGACUGCCCGCCUCCCUCACCGAACUAUAUAUCUGGCGCUGCCCACUGCUGAAGCCAAGGUUAGAAUGGGAGAAAGGACAAGACUGGCCCAAGGUUGCCCACAUCCCCUGCCUGCUAGUCGAUGGUGACCUAGUUCCUUGA
Molecule: messenger RNA, 1434 nt
Organism: Coffea arabica (coffee)
Lineage: Eukaryota; Viridiplantae; Streptophyta; Magnoliopsida; Gentianales; Rubiaceae
Product: putative disease resistance protein At3g14460
Molecular function (GO): protein binding
Source: RefSeq, a predicted model, not a curated record